Molecule: messenger RNA, 475 nt
Organism: Eruca vesicaria subsp. sativa (arugula)
Lineage: Eukaryota; Viridiplantae; Streptophyta; Magnoliopsida; Brassicales; Brassicaceae
Source: the annotation of a GenBank genome assembly
GAAUCCUUUCCUGUCUCCUCGCCGCUGUUGCUGUCUCCCAGGUGUUUUUAUUAGCCAUGAAUAUGUUUAGUGGUAAGGCUCAAGGAAAUUCAGUAGAAGUGGGAUUCGUAUGUUCAUGUGGAACACGAUUUGAAACAAUAGUGUUCAGGAACAAGCUUUCCUUCACUCGGAAGCCUACACUUGUGGUUCCUGUGGUGGGUGUUGAAUGGAUUGGAGAAGAAAUGGAAGUGAAGGUGGUUUGUCCUCAUUGCCAUCAAGGGUGUCUAUUCAAAGGCGGUGCUGGUCGUGGGACAUUUACCGCUAUUGACUGAACUAUCUCUUAUACUUUUAUAACUAUAAAUAAAACUGGAUGUUUGUUUAUUAUGCUUAGAAAACAAUCAAAAACUCUUAUGUGUUUAGAUCUGCUGUUUAUUGUGGUUGGAUAUCAAUCAAAAAUGUUAUAAUGUUAUAAUGCUAUAUCCAUAUUUAUGUUUAC